CUCCAACUUUCUCCACGUCCUCUUCCACGUCCACCACACUCCACGCCAUGCUCCCGUUCUCCACGCUCCUCCUUCGGAGCUACUACGAGGCCAUUGGGUGGAACGAGGACAACCUCUACUCGAACAUUACACGGAGCAGUGCUGCGUUGUUAGACUUUGCGGUGCCCAACUCGCUCAUUUUGCAGCUUGCCAACGCGCCCACGCCCAUCUUCUUCACGAGCUAUGCGCUCGACGCGCUGCCGCAGCUCAACGGCUCGCUGUCGUACAUCACAACCAGCGAGCCCUUGACCAUCGGUCCCAGCCGCACCAUGCCCUUCCGCGACGUCGUCGAGCGCUUCCGCCACUUCCCGGCGCCGCGCCGGCCCGAGGGCAAGCCCGAGCUCUGGCUCGGCGGGCGGCGCAUCGAGGGCCGCGACUUCCUCUUCUACUCCCGCAUGCACCUGCCGACAAUGCACCUCUCCGGGCUGGCAGUCACGCGCCUCGCGCCGACGCUACAAGCGCACGUCGCGUUCGUGCACCAGCCGCAGCGCGUGCGCUUCUCCGCGCCGACGGGUAAGGCGGCUGCCGUCGCGCCGUCGUCGCCGCCGCAGCCGCCACCCAACUUCCUCGUGUCCCUGCAGCACGACACGGGCAUGUACAGCGGCGAGUACACGUACUCUGCCGCAGACGGCAUGUUCGGCGUGCGCGGCCUCUACAACUUUGGGUGGGCGUCGGCGCCAGAGGCGCCGGACGUGCGCGGCCGCUUCUCCGCCGGCGGCGAAGUAUAUCUCUCCGUCAAGCAGCGCAGUGCAGGCAUCUCUACGGGUGUGCGGUAUACCUCGCUCCCAUCGGCGUCGGGCCCGCCGGCGCCGCCGACGACCAUCACGCUGCUGUACAACCCGUUGAUCGGCGCGCUGUCCGCGUCGUAUGCGGCCCAAGUCUCGCCACACGUGAGCAUGGCCACGCGUUUCGGCGUCAACGUCUACAGCUACGAGAGCGACUUUGCGAUCGGCGGCGAGUGGUGGGUCGGCCGGCGCGGGCGGCAGCGCCAGGUCGAGCUGUCGCCAGAGGCGCGGCUGCAGAUUGCGCGGCACGCGGCAAUCGGCGGCCGGCUGCGUGAGGAGCCGGACGAGGUGCGGGCAAGUGCGGGGGGCGUGGGCGGAGCGGGCGCGGGCGCGGUGGGUGGAGUGGGUGAUGAAGCCCAGCUCGAGGCGCAGGCGAGGCGGGACGCGCGCGUCCUCGACGACCCGGACGAGCGGGACGGCGUGCUCAAGGCUCGGUUGAGUGGGAACUGGAGCUUGGCGCUGCUGUACGAGGCGCGGAUACGCAAGUGUCUCGUGUCGGUCGGCCUGGUGUCGGACGUGUUUGGCGGGGCGGGGCGCGCGAUCCGCGGCGUCGGGCUCGAGGUGCAGUACUACUCGUAG
Molecule: messenger RNA, 1403 nt
Organism: Cutaneotrichosporon oleaginosum
Lineage: Eukaryota; Fungi; Basidiomycota; Tremellomycetes; Trichosporonales; Trichosporonaceae
Source: RefSeq, a predicted model, not a curated record